AUGGGAGUUCGACAUCUACAAACGUUUAUGGAUAGGAAAGUAAGGAAUGGCACGUACACGGUUCGAAUGGAUCGGGAAAUUAGGAAUGCGAAGAAUAUCACCGAGAAACCUUUGGUAGUGAUCGACCUUAUGGCUAUGUUUGGUUUAUUUUGCUCCGACGUACGUGGUCUGCUGUGCGGUACACAGGUAAGACUAGUGGAGCGUUUGGUCGGUAUGUUUUUCGAGCGCCUGACCGAUGCGGGCGCCGAUCUGGUAUUUUUCUACGAUGGACAGCUGCAAAUGAACAAGUAUGAUACUUGGAUCACUCGUCAAAAUAACAAGUACGAGCUUAUGAUCGAAAUUCUGAACGCAAUCGAUGCACGUGAGCCGUUGGAGAAGGUAGCAGCAAAGUAUGAGAAAACCAUUCCAACCAAUACUUGCCUUAAGCUACGUCGAGUUGCUAAGCGGUACGGUAAGGUAAUCGUUUCGACCCAGUUGGAGUGUGAUCAGGCGUUAGCUAUUUACGCAACAAAACAUAACGCAUUAGCGGUUAUAACGCAUGAUACGGAUUUUUUGAUCUUCGCGGGAAAGUGGCAACUCUGGCAUGCGAACCGGAUUAAUCCAACUACUUUAGUUGCACAAGCGUUCAACAGGCAGGCGCUAUUGCAAACGCUUGGUUUGCAAUGGCAACAGAUGGCUGUAUGGGCUACAUUAGCUGGAAACGAUUUCUUCAAAUAUGACGAAUUGGAACCCUUCUUGAAUGAUCUUGGUCCGCAUCAUCAGAAGUUUACGAAACUGGCGGAGUAUGUGCGCAGGCUGCCGAUAACGAAGCAGCUGGAUGCUGGAACGGUACAAUCUAUUCUGGAACGGGUGUACAAGAACAGACGUCUACCAGAGGAGGCUUUCGAAUGGUUUCAGCAAAGUGUAGCUUUUUAUCAAAUCGAACCUCCGAGCGCAGCCACGCAAAUAGAUGAAGAUCAAUUUUAUUUUUUGCUGCAAGUAGAACAGGAAUUUGCGCACACGGUAUUAACGGGAGCACCGUUCAAUUGUACUCUCUUUUUCUUUGACUACCGCUCGACGGAGUUUGGAAAUUACUUUGAGAUUAUCGAACCGCUCAUUGCACGUAUUGGGGGCAUCUUGUUAUACCACCGUCAGCAGGAACGACAACAUAUAACGGUGGUUGCAAAGCGAAACCAUCACGAAUCGCUCAGCUUCUUUACCGUGCCUCUCAUAUUGCCGAGUACCCUUACGCCUCCUCAAGUAAAGGAUCUAAUAUCAACGGACGCAGAUUUGAAGAUCUCUCUACUGCAACGCAAACUGCAGCUACUGCGUUGGGUUUGUUCGGAUGAUUUAAUAGACCACGAGGAAUUAAAUUCUAUCCCUUCGUCGUUUUUGCUAACUGUGUUGGUGCUGUACAGGCUGCGUCAAUAUGGAGCAAUACGUAUGUUUGAAGCAGAUUUGCUUCUUCUGAUUGCACAUCAGGUUACGAUGGAGCUGUUUGAUCCAGCGGAAGAACCGUACCCGAAACGGUUGAUAUCCCGUGCCUUUCGAUUAGCGUUUCUAUUUCAGAAAGUAUACUCACACUUCGAACGGAUUGCCGAAGCGCUGGGCCUGCCGGAAGAGUACCGUCCUACGGCACCGUUCGAUGGACUUCGAUUUCACAAUCACUACAGAGUGUGGACUAGUAUGCGCAUUGAGCCACAUCACAUUGAAACGAUCGCAGAUUGGCGUUUGUAUAAGCAUAUAAAAAAAUAA
Molecule: messenger RNA, 1734 nt
Organism: Anopheles marshallii
Lineage: Eukaryota; Metazoa; Arthropoda; Insecta; Diptera; Culicidae
Exons: 3
Coding region: 1-1734 (577 amino acids)
Cellular component (GO): nucleus
Source: RefSeq, a predicted model, not a curated record